Molecule: messenger RNA, 888 nt
Organism: Loa loa (African eye worm)
Lineage: Eukaryota; Metazoa; Nematoda; Chromadorea; Rhabditida; Onchocercidae
Product: zinc finger protein
Exons: 6
Coding region: 1-888 (295 amino acids)
Source: RefSeq, a predicted model, not a curated record
AUGAAACCAUUUGUAGCGGCAACGUCGUCAUCGAUACCACGGGCACAAGUUCCUAUAUUAGCGCAGGUCCCUGUACUUGAGAAUUACAAGAGUUAUAAUCGAGAUCUAAUAUUCAAGAUGAAAUGGACUUGUGAACUGUGCGGCAAAAAGCUUUCAUCGAAGCGUUCUUACGAUGAGCAUUUCAAUGUACAUACCAAUUUGCGGCCAUUCGCUUGCAAACAUUGCGGAUAUGCUGCCGCUAGCCAGAUGACUUUGAGACGCCAUACUUUGCGGAAUCACAUUCCACGUCAAGCUUGGGGCUACCAAUGCCCAUACUGCAACGAAAUGUACAUGGAACCCGCAAGCUAUCAACAACACAUUGGAUCGUACCAUUUUGGGCUUUCAGCGACGUUUGGUUGUCCACUGCCGAGAUGUAUGUUUACAACUUGUUCGUCGGCUUUUUUUCGCGACCAUCUAGAAAAACAUACUAAUUUAUCAUCGGAGAUCCACGAAGAGGCCAAUUAUAGACUGUUCAGAUUCGCUGUGGAUGAUAGAUUUGGUGUUGGUUAUGGUCGGAGAUCGAUUGAUAUUCGGCGAGUGGAGGUUUUGAAAGGAUUAGAAUCGUUAAAGAAUGAUAAGGAAUACAUGAAAACUCCGCUCAGAAUGCAAGAGGUUGUUUUCUGCAUCAAUUUUUUUUUGCCAUUUGAACUGUACAAGUCAGAAAAAGUGGUGAGGAAAAAAAAAAGUGAAAUAAAAUUGCCUGAUGCGAUCAAAGGAUCUCAUUCUAAUUUCUUAUUUGAACCAGGAGAACUUGAUUUUCUGAAUGAUAAUAUUAGUAUUCCUGAAGCUGUCGUCAGCAGUUUUGUCGAUUGCCUUCAAGAGGGCAUGGUUGAACCGGAACUUGAUUAA